AGCUCCGGCUGCAGUCAGACCCCUCACACCUUUUUUUUCACGCAAAAAAAAGCCGCGCGACACUGAACCGAAGCUAUCAACCCCAACCACCCUCGAUUCCCAAACUUCCCAUUCAUGUUCUCUAGAAUCCUGUCAUCCGCAAAGAAUCUUCUUGCCAGUACCAGUCCCCCGGAUUCUCAGGACCAGGAUCAGAAUCAGGACUUAGUGUUUGACGAGGCUGUGGAGAAGGAAGAUAGUAUGUUCUCGCCCGGUUCAUGGCGCGCGGCGCGCGGCACGACUUUUUGGCGGAAGUCGCAAGCUAAUAAAGGGACAGUGGUUGCUACGAGACGAAGUGGGAAGGGGGGUGAGGAAAGUCCGAUUGUGAAGCCGGUUCAUGUGCUGAGGAAGAGGAAGUCGGGUGGCAUUUCGAGGGACGAAGAAGACGAGGUGGUGGAGAUUGAGGAGCCGAAUUUUACCUCUUCUGCUAAGAGGAGGAGAAUUGCGAAGGCGACGCCGAAAAAGAAGAUUGAGAAGGAUUUGGAGAUUAGACCUAAGAGUACGGUUUGUGUGGUUGAGAUACCUGCCAUGUCGCCAGUUCCAGCUACGGAUCUCAGCGCCUCGGAACCGGAAGGAGAAGAUGUGGAGAGCGAGAAGGAGAAGGAGGUCAUAGUUAUCGAGGACGAGGAGAUUACUGAGGAGCCAAAAAUUAUCGAGGAGCCAGAGGUCGCAGUAAAGGUUUCGAUGGAGGAAACCACAGAAGUUACAACUACAGAGCCAAUUUCAGAAACAGAACAACUCCCAGCCCAACUACCCUCCGACCCCGAAACGGCCAAUAAACUACCUUCUCCCAAAAAGACAUUCCCGGUCGAAGAAUCUCAAACCCUCGACCAUCUCCCGCCAUCUAAACCACAACAAGUCCAACAAAAAUCCUCUCUCCCCGCCCUCCUUCCUGACGAUUACCUCAACGAUACACCCUCAAAUCAGAUUUCAUUCCCCAAACCAGCGUUACCACUGGUCAAACCGAAGAAAACGAAAUUCCUCGACAUCGUUGAGGAGACACCGAAGGAUGUGAGGAUCGGAGGUACGACUUACAAGGUAGCCAAGAAGACAAGCACGAAUCUUGCGCCGAAGAGUUUGAACAAAGCGCGUUUGACGAAGGAGAGUUGGAUGCAGGGAAGGACUGGUACGAAAUUGGGGAAUGGACGGCGGCCUGUUGGGAAGGGGUUCUUUGUGAAGUAGGCAAGAUGCUCGUGUGUUCAUAUUUUCUGGCGUUUUAGUAUGGAGUGGUAUCAUGUUGUAAUUGCUUGGGCGGUACAUAUUCUCGAUUGCUUGCCUUAAUGUUGUUCGGGUAUCUGGAGGCACAUCUGCAGUUUCAAUACCUUGAUGGUUAGCUAGUGAGCUACAUUGCUUUUACGAAUUUGCUAGGUUUUACGAAGGUUAUGUCUUGUCGAUAGAUGACUGGUACAUACUGAAUUCAAAUAGUGAGCCAAAUCCCUCAUACUACUGACUAUCUCUGAAUCCUUUGAGCUUGCUAUUGCCU
Messenger RNA from Hymenoscyphus albidus, 1519 nucleotides. The record is from the annotation of a GenBank genome assembly. Lineage: Eukaryota; Fungi; Ascomycota; Leotiomycetes; Helotiales; Helotiaceae.